Castor canadensis (American beaver) is the source of this 765-nucleotide messenger RNA. RefSeq lists its product as uncharacterized. The record is from RefSeq and is a predicted model, not a curated record. Lineage: Eukaryota; Metazoa; Chordata; Mammalia; Rodentia; Castoridae.
AUGACAACCUCACCCUCCAGCAGCGACUACACUAACACAGAGGAUGACGAUGUGUAGGAAUCCAAAUCUAACCUGAGUCUCUCUGUGGGCUACUUCCCCUAUGAUGACCCUAUUUCUUAUGAGGACCCAACCUCCUAUGAAGACACAACUUCUAUGGAUUCACCAGUUCACUUCCUCCCUCCUUUCCAAGGGAAAGGGUGGACUAAGAGUAUCAAGAGACUCGUCAAGAGAUGAGAUCAGAUUGAGGAUGACCCAGGGCAGUUUUGCAAACUAAGCAUCACCCUAGCCUGGGAUAUUGAUAUAGGGCUUGAGCAGGCAGACCCAACAGCUAACUGGAAUCUAAAUAGAAACCACCACUGGAUGGACAAGUGGCCACAAGAGCAAAAACUGACUCCUUGCAAAUUGGAUGAUCUAACACAAAAGCCUGAGACAUUUCUAGAAGAUCAGAAUGAUGACAAGAAUGAUGACUCCUUGUUCCCUGAAUCUCGUCAGGAAAAAGAUUUCCAGCUGUCCACCAGCUCCCCAACUCAUAUGAUUCAGAUCAACCACAAAGAACAUGAUGCUUGUCAAGUUUUACCCAAGUGCAAACCACCAGAAAAUGCAGAAGUCAUUCAGUUCCCAGAGAUUCCUCCUCAGUCUAAGGAACAUCAGCUUGCUGUGGUGAGUACAGUGAUGCCUCACAAGAAUGAAAGGGACAGCCUAGUAAGAGGACCAGGCUGGGCAGUGGAGUUUCCCUACCUGGUGUGCGAAGCAGGGCAGGUAUGA